Messenger RNA from Dryobates pubescens (Downy woodpecker), 1899 nucleotides. RefSeq names its product family with sequence similarity 13 member C (gene FAM13C). The transcript is spliced from 14 exons. The record is from RefSeq and is a predicted model, not a curated record. The coding region runs from base 84 to 1859 and encodes 591 amino acids. NCBI's taxonomy places the organism in Eukaryota, Metazoa, Chordata, Aves, Piciformes, Picidae.
GACUUGCCUUGCAAUGCCAUGUUUGUGCAUGUAUUCCUGCCACUGAGGAUACAGGGAGCCUGCCUGCUUUGCUGACUUAUCUGAUGUUUUCUUGUUUCUGUUUCAGCAUUCAGGAUAACUCCUUCAACACGACAGCUUUAGCAGAAGAUGAUGAAAACAAAGAAAAUUAUCCAGACAACACUGCUGUCUUAGACAAAAAGCCUUGGCAAGAUACUCAGCAGCACAAGCAACAGACAGUAAUUGACUAUGUUCUAAAGCCUGAAAUGGGAAACUUAAAGCUAAGAAAACCUAAGCCCAUUGCAAAGCUAGAAAAUGGAAAAAGCCAUGAGGAAAGCCAGGAGCUGGAAAGUGCAUUGCCAGGCCUCUCAGAGCAGCAGGGGAAGUCUGGAUCAUCAGCUAAUGACUACACACAGAACAUGGCUUUAAAAUGCCAAGAAGCAGUUGUAAGAUUGCAACCAGGGAUAAAUCAGAAUGCAGGCAGUUCACCCAAAGAAGCAGCUGAACAACUUAAUGUCUUAAAUGAGGAAGAAACUCCUCAGUUGCCGGCACCCAAGGACCCAGCCCCUUCAUCAGUCCAAACCAGUAAGCAAGCUGAUGGGGCCAGUUGUGGAGAGCCUGUGCCAGCCAACAGAGACUGGCAGAAUGAUAUGGACAGCAGCCCACAAGAACAUCACUCCCUGGGGACCAGUCGAUUGCUGUAUCACAUUACAGAUGGAGACAAUCCUCUCUUGUCACCACGCUGCUCUAUCUUUAGCCAAAGCCAGAGAUUUAAUCUAGACACAGAGUCUGCCCCUUCUCCACCAAGUGCUCAACCUUUCAUGAUGUCAAGAAGUUCUUCUAGAUGUAACUGUGAAGAGUGUAAAGAGCCACAAACAAUAGCACAACUUACCAAGCAUCUUCAGAGUCUCAAGAGAAAAAUUAGGAAGUAUGAAGAAAAGUUUGAGCAAGAAAAAAAAUACCUGCCUUCUCAUGGUGACAAGACUUCCAAUCCAGAAGUCCUGAAAUGGAUGAAUGAUUUGGCCAAAGGUCGUAAGCAGCUCAAAGACCUGAAACUCAGAAUGUCAGAAGAGCAAAACUGUACCUCUAGAGAACCCCAAAGAAAUGAUUGUGAAAACACUGGAACUUCUAAAGAGGAUGAGACACAAGAAGCCACAAGCAUGGAACCAGCUCCCUCAGUAGAAGAAACCAUGGACAGUGUCUUUAGGCGAUUAAAGGAGAAAAGACAGCACUUUAACCUUCCUGAGGCUAUUAAGGAUAUGACAAAAAAGCAAAUGGCUUUGGAAAAAAUCAAUCUUCAGAAAUGUCUGCUAUAUUUUGAGAGUAUUCAUGGAGAAUCUGUAACUAAGCCAGAGAAGAGUCUCAUGAAACCUCUUUAUGACAGAUACAGAAUUAUCAAGAAGCUGCUUGCAGCUCCAUCUCUGAUCACAACAAUUCAGGAGGAGGAAGAUUCAGAUGAAGACCAUUCUCAGAGCAGCCAUGUGUUCUCAUCUGGUCCAAUAUCUUGCCUCCCUGUGGAGGAACACUUGUGUUACUCUCAGGAGGAGAGUGAGCCUCCGUAUGUUUCACCUCUGGAUGAAAAGAAAGUUUUCAAGCAAACAGCCUUGUCAAUGUCCAACUUGCAUGAGGCAACAAUGCCUGUUCUGCUUGAACAUCUCAGAGAAACAAGAGCAGACAAGAAAAGGCUUCGCAGAGCUCUGAGAGAGUUUGAGGAACACUUCUACAAACAGACAGGAAGGAGUCCACACAAAGAAGACCGUGUGCCCAUGGCUGAGGAAUACUCUGAAUACAAGCACACAAAAGCCAAAAUCAGGCUCUUGGAGGUGCUCAUCAGUAAGCAUGACAUUUCCAAAACGAUUUGAAGAGAAUGCAAUGUUGUGGCAUUUUCUAGCAAAAGCAAAC